Argiope bruennichi is the source of this 1079-nucleotide messenger RNA. Its product is annotated as dual specificity protein phosphatase 19-like. The transcript is spliced from 4 exons. Gene Ontology annotation, cellular component: cytoplasm. Gene Ontology annotation, molecular function: JUN kinase phosphatase activity. The record is from RefSeq and is a predicted model, not a curated record. The coding region runs from base 150 to 791 and encodes 213 amino acids. Gene Ontology annotation, biological process: protein dephosphorylation; regulation of MAP kinase activity. NCBI's taxonomy places the organism in Eukaryota, Metazoa, Arthropoda, Arachnida, Araneae, Araneidae.
UAAGCUAUUUAAUCGAGUUAUAAACUUUGCUUAUUUCUUCUUUGCCCUUGAAUUUCAAUUCUUAUGAAUAUUCAUCCACAUUCUAAGGAUCCUCACCGAACAAGUUGUAAGAGUCCGUGGCUGCCAACAGUUGGUGAGGGGUGUUUUUGAUGAAGAGAAUGAGCAGGGAGGCGAAAUCUCUGCUGCUGGACGAGGUCAAGUCCUACAGGCCGGCCAGGCUGAGAUCAGUGGAAACGAGAGUCACUCACCUCGGGGGUCAGCAAGAGUUCGAAAAGAAACUGACCACUGGGGUCUUCCAGGCAACACAUGAGCCGGGUGGGAGAAGACAGUGGUUUGCCCCGGAUUACAGGCCGGACCUGCAGGUUGCUGUCAUACUUCCAGGAUUACUAUUAGGUGGGCAAGAUGUUGCUCAAGACCUCGGUCGCCUUCGUAAACUUGGAGUUACUCACAUUCUCAAUGUGGCCACCGGUGUGGCAAACUGUUUUCCAGCAGACUUCACCUACAAAAGAGUGAACAUCCGGGACCACCCCGACAUGGACAUUCGACGUCACUUCGAUGAGUGCUUCAAGUUCAUAGACGAGGGACGUCGCCAAGGAUGGGUGUACGUCCACUGCAACGCCGGCAUUUCGAGAGCCGCCACCAUCUGCACCGGAUAUCUCAUGAGUCGCCAGAAAAUGCAUCUGCAAGAAGCCAUCAGCAAGGUCAAGGACGUCAGGCCAAUUAUUUCACCCAAUAUGGGUUUCAUGAGGCAGCUCAGAGAGUAUGAUAAUGAAUUGUUUGGUCUCAGCUAAAAGAAGGAUGGUGUUUUACCAGGGUGCUUUGAGAAUGCAAAGUGCUAUUAUAGCAAUUUGCUAAAAACUUAUUAUUCUAUGCAAAUGUUAGGGAAUUUCUUGUUGUAUGAAGAGCUCUAAGAUGGUGGAAACAUAUUGAAAAAUGGGAAAAUUAGUUAAUUACGAGCAGUGAAUGCUGGGAGCGAAAACUAUGAAGCACCGAUCGAAGUGAAGCGAACGGAUUUUUAUUUAUUAAAUGUUAUUCCAUUUUGUAAAUAAUGAACGUUAACAAUAAAGGAAAAUAAAUCA